This is a messenger RNA of Limulus polyphemus (Atlantic horseshoe crab), 597 nucleotides long. RefSeq lists its product as uncharacterized. Lineage: Eukaryota; Metazoa; Arthropoda; Merostomata; Xiphosura; Limulidae. The record is from RefSeq and is a predicted model, not a curated record. The transcript is spliced from 4 exons. The annotation marks the transcript as partial.
UGUAGAGCUAGCUGAUGCCCUAGCAAACCCAAUUGCAUAUCAGUCUAUGGUUGAAAAACACACCAAACAGCUUCUAGCAUUGACUGAUGAUGUAGAGAUGGUGGAAGGAGAUCCAAAUGACAUCCCAUCACCUGCUCCUUGUGAUAUCAAGAAAACAGAACCUGACAAGACGAGAGCUUACUUAUGGAGGAGUGAUUCAGAAGCUGUAGAAACAAAAAAUAUUCUAGAGUUAAACAAUAAAUCUGUUAGCAUGAAUGGAAAUGGAAAUCUUCCUCAGUGUACUGGAGCAUUUACCAAUAACUUACCUAGUCCAGUGAUGUCACAUUUCAAACUUGACUUUGAAAUUCGUACACCUGAAGUUGUUAUAUCUGCUGAGCCUAUUGAACAACUGAAAAAGCAUAAAGGAGUACAGAAAAUUUAUACAAAGCUCCAGAGAGACUUGAGAGCUAUCCAGCAGAAAUAUGAAAAGUGUCAACAGAAAGAGAGAGACUCUCAGGAACACAGGGAGAGCAAGAUCACCACAAAUCAAGAAAAGAAACGACUCCGUUUGACAAAGUCUCAGUUCAAGCUAACCAAAAAAUCUAGUGCAUGUGACAU